Messenger RNA from Meloidogyne enterolobii, 918 nucleotides. The record is from the annotation of a GenBank genome assembly. Lineage: Eukaryota; Metazoa; Nematoda; Chromadorea; Rhabditida; Meloidogynidae.
AUGUUUAAUGAAGGAGGGAAUUAUUUGGAAAAUAAAAUAAAUACUUUUGGAGGCUCUAACAGCACAAAUCUCCUCAAUUUAACAAUUAACAGAAAAAAGGGGGCUAGUAGACUUAGAAAAGAAGAAAAAUUUAAAAAACAAAAAAAUUCUAUUAAAAAUUUGAGGAAAAUUACUGAUAAUUUUAAUGAAUUACAGCAAUUCUUUAAUUCAACAUUAUUUAAUUUGGCUAUUCCUUUAAAUGAAGAAAAUAAUAAAAUUGAAGAAAGGCGGUAUUUAGAUGCGUCUUGGGGGGAUGACAGAAACAAUAGAAAGUUAAUUGUAGAAGAAAAUAAGGAAGAAAAACAACAAAUACCUCCAUUUGAAGUAACUGAUUCACUUAAAUUAGCACUUUCUUCAACAAAACCAACAAUAGAAAGGAGAGAAGAUUUAUUAGAAACUUUAAUUACAACAAAACCAUUAAUCGAAGAAGUACAUAAUAGUAAUUGGAUAAAUCCUUGGGAAAGACAAAGAGGAGAAGGAGGAGGAAAUAAUAAUUAUUUUAAUAUUGAACAGCCCAAUUCAAUUUCAACUUUUAUUUUUUCUUCUACCUCAACCACCCCUCCAACAAACCCUUUCUCAUUUUCAAUAAAACAACAAACACCCCCCACCCAUUCAAUAAUGCCCGGUGCUCAUUUUUAUGUAGAUCAACACGUUAGUAGAGGAAGAUUUGGAAGAGAACCUCCAUUGGCCCCAACAUUUGUUUAUGAUCCAAAUGUUUUACAAAGUCGUUAUGGCUUUAAUGGACUACUUUCUCAGUUUUUACCCAAUGGAAAAUUACAACGUUUUGGGACUGGAAUAGUAGAUCAUAGACAAAAUGGAGUUGUUUUGGUACAACAAAAAUCAACAAGUUUACCUUCAGAAAAUUGUAAAAAUAUGUAA